ACUCGGGUUCUCUCCUCCCGCGGCCCCGAGCCUCCUGACGCCCCCUGGUCCUCCCGCUAUCCCCCCUCCCCAGAGACAGGGGAGGAGAAAAGGGGAGCCCAGGGCGUCAUGACUGAGCUGAAGGCGAAGGGUCCCCGCGCUGCCCACGUGGCAGGCACAGCGCCCUCGCCCACCCAAGUCGGAGCCCCUCUGCGGGGACGCCCAGACGCGGGCUCCUUCCAGGCGGGCGAGGCCUCGGGCCCGACCCCCACAGCCUCGGGCCUCCCCCUCUCCCUGGACGGGCUGAUCUUCCCUCAGCCCUGCCAGGCUCAGGACCUGGACGGGAAGACGCUGGACCCAGAGUCGCUGGCAGACGUGGAGGGGGCGUAUUCCAGAGGGGAAGCCGCAGAGGGCGCUGCUGUGAGACCCCCAGAGAAGGACGGCGGAUUGCUGGACAGCGUCCUGGACACCCUGCUGGCGCCCCCAGGCCCUGAGCGGAGCCCCGCCAGCCCCGCCGUCUGCGCGGCCCCCAGCCCUUGGUGCCUCUUUGGCCCUGAACUUGCCCAAGACGCCCGGGCUGCGCCCGCCGCCCAGGGGGUCCUGCCUACACUCAUGAACCGCCCGGAGAGCAAGGCUGGCGACACCCCCGGGGUGGCCGCCGGCCAGAAGGUGCUGCCCCGUGGCCUGGCGCCGUGCCGGCAGCUGCUGGCCCCGACGGCCUCGAGCCACCCCUGGCCCGCGCCGGCGCCGAGGCCGUCUCCGCAGCCCGCGGUGGUGGAGCUGGAGGAGGACGACUCGGAUCCCGAGGGCUCCUCGGGGCCGCCCCUGAAGGGCAAAGCCCGGCCCGCGGGAGGAGACGCGAUCAGCGCUCCUGGGACCGCCGCGGGAGGCGUCGCCCCGGUGCCCAAAGAAGAUGCCCGCUUCUCGGCGCCCAGGGCCGCCCCGACGGAGCAUGACGCGCCCGCCGCGCCCGGGCGCGCCCCGGUGGCCACCGCGGUGAUGGACUUCAUCCACGUGCCCAUCCUGCCGCUCAACUCGGCCUUCCUGGCCGCCCGCACCCGGCAGCUGCUGGAGGGCGACAGCUAUGACAGCGGGCCCGCCGGCGCCUUCGCCCCGCCGCGGGGCUCGCCCUCCGCCUCGGCCGCCCCGGGCGCGCCUGGCGACUUCCCCGACUGCGCGUACCAGCCCGAAGCCGAGCCCAAGGACGACGCGUUCUCGCUCUACGGGGACCCGCAGCCGCCCGCCCUGAAGAUCAAGGAGGAGGAGGAGGGGGGCGCCGAGGCCGCCGCGCGCUCCCCGCGGCCGUACCUGCUGGCGGGGGCCAGCCCCGCCGUCUUCGCCGACUUCCCGCUGGCGCCGCCGUCCAGGCCGGGGGAGGUGGCGGUGCCCGCGGCCGCCACGGGGGCCCCAGGCUCGUCCGCGGCCGCGUCGGGGUCCGCCCUGGAGUGCGUCCUGUACAAGGCGGAGGGCGCGCAGCCCCAGCCGGGCCCGUUCGCGCCGCCGCCCUGCAAGGCUCCGGCCGCGGGCGCCUGCUUCCUGCCGCGGGACCUGCCGUCCACCUCGUCCGCUGCCGCCGCCGGGGCCACCCCUGCACUCUACCCGCCGCUCGGCCUCAACGGGCUCCCCCAGCUCGGCUACCAGGCCGCGGUGCUCAAGGAGGGCCUGCCGCAGGUCUACCAGCCCUAUCUCAACUACCUGAGGCCCGAUUCAGAAGCCAGCCAGAGCCCACAGUACAGCUUUGAGUCAUUACCUCAGAAGAUUUGUUUAAUCUGUGGGGAUGAAGCAUCAGGCUGUCAUUAUGGUGUCCUCACCUGUGGAAGCUGUAAGGUCUUCUUUAAAAGGGCAAUGGAAGGACAGCAUAACUACUUAUGUGCUGGAAGAAACGAUUGCAUUGUUGAUAAAAUCCGCAGAAAAAACUGCCCAGCAUGUCGCCUUAGAAAGUGCUGUCAGGCUGGCAUGGUUCUUGGAGGCCGAAAGUUUAAAAAGUUCAAUAAAGUUAGAGUUAUGAGAACACUAGAUGCUGUUGCCCUCCCACAGCCAGUGGGUAUUCCAAAUGAAAGCCAAGCCCUAAGCCAGAGAAUCACUUUUUCACCAAGCCAAGACUUGCAGUUGAUCCCCCCACUGAUCAACUUGCUCAUGAGCAUUGAACCAGAUAUGGUCUAUGCAGGACAUGACAACAGCAAACCUGAUACCUCCAGCUCUCUGCUGACAAGUCUGAAUCAGCUUGGCGAGAGACAGCUUCUCUCAGUGGUCAAGUGGUCUAAGUCACUGCCAGGUUUUCGGAACUUACAUAUUGAUGACCAAAUAACUCUCAUCCAGUAUUCUUGGAUGAGUUUAAUGGUAUUUGGACUAGGAUGGAGAUCUUAUAAGCAUGUCAGUGGACAGAUGCUAUAUUUUGCACCUGAUCUAAUACUAAAUGAACAGCGGAUGAAGGAGUCAUCAUUCUAUUCAUUAUGCCUAACCAUGUGGCAGAUCCCACAGGAGUUUGUGAAGCUUCAAGUCAGCCAAGAAGAGUUCCUCUGUAUGAAAGUAUUGCUACUUCUUAAUACAAUUCCUUUAGAAGGACUAAGAAGCCAAAACCAGUUUGAAGAAAUGAGAUCAAGUUACAUUAGAGAGCUCAUCAAGGCAAUUGGUUUGAGACAAAAAGGAGUUGUCUCUAGCUCACAGCGUUUCUAUCAGCUUACAAAACUUCUUGAUAACUUGCAUGAUCUUGUCAAACAACUUCAUCUGUACUGCUUGAAUACAUUUAUCCAGUCCCGGGCACUGAGUGUUGAAUUUCCAGAAAUGAUGUCUGAGGUUAUCGCUGCACAAUUACCCAAGAUCUUGGCAGGGAUGGUGAAACCUCUUAUGUUUCAUAAAAAGUGAAUGCCAUUUUUAUCUUUAAAAAAAUUAAAUUUUGUGCUAUGUCUGUUUUUUGGGGGGUCAUGAUUAUGAGGUCACGAGUUUUUACUGUUUUUCUCAAAGCCUUACCUUUAUAAUGUGUCAUACUAUGUAAAUUUCAAAGAAAAGUUGUGAGGUUUAAUUGUUUUCCUUUAUAAAGCGUAAUUCAGAUUUUUAGUGUUUUUGUGCACCCAUAUUUUCCAUAAGAGUUUGCAAGGUUGAAACAGUACUAAAGUGAUUGUUAAUGUUAAUCUUAUCCGUAUCAUUUCAUAUCGUUCAGGUGACAUUUUUAAUUUUCACAUGUAACAAAUCUACUUUAGAGAAAAGAAGAAUCUUGCACAUAAAAACAAAAAGCUGUUCUAUGUUCUUUCUAUAUAGCUCCUUUUCUCUCCCUGAUUAUAUUUACAAAAAUGAAACAAAUCGGUAUGCAAAAUUAUAGCUAUAUGAGUGUAUAUACUUUUUUGUGAGAAGGUAAUUUAUAACCUUAACCAUAUUUUCCAAAGGGUUUUUAAUGCAAAAAAUAUAUAGAAAAAGAGUUUAAAAUUCUUGAAAUAGAUUGAUGCUCCUCAAACUAAGAAAACCAGCUUAUAUGUUAAGACUGUUUCCCAGAUCGGAAACACAGAUCUCUAAGGAUGUUAUUAAGGAAGGAGAGCCAUAAUGUUAUGACAAGUAUAUCAUGAGUUUUGCAGUUUUCUACUAGCCUUUUGCGGGGGGAAUUGUCCUUUAACAAGGCAUUCUAAAUUGAAAUAGGAAGCCAGAAAGUCUGUGGUCUAACUCCACCCGCUACAUCUAGGGCAUGUGGACAGUCACUUAUCCUUACCAAGUCUCUCUUAUAUUUCCUCAUCUUUCAUAAUAACUUUCCUGUAAUAAUAACUUUCCUGUAGAAUGUUCCUUUUGGUCAGAGCUUGUUACUCACUUUUCACAUCAAAGAAGAAAGGGAUGGAGGGUAGGUGGGGGAAAAAAAAAGAAGGGAGAGGAAAAAAGAGAGAAGUAUUACUCUUUUUCUCUACUGAGUGGGCAUAGUGGACAAAUCACAGUUAAAAUGUUUUCCGUGUCUCUGAUCCAGUCUAAGAGAUAAUUUAGGAAACAUUAAAUACUGGCUUAAAAUAAUAUAACCAAUAACUAGAAAACACACAACUCACAGUGUUAUGUGAGCUGAAAAUAUCCCUUUAGGAGACACACAAGUUUUUUUUUCUGAGGUAUCACUGGACACCUAGGUGUCACUAUUUUAAACAGGUCUAUGUAAAAAAAAAAAAAAAAA
Molecule: messenger RNA, 4120 nt
Organism: Capra hircus (goat)
Lineage: Eukaryota; Metazoa; Chordata; Mammalia; Artiodactyla; Bovidae
Gene: PGR
Product: progesterone receptor
Exons: 8
Coding region: 109-2844 (911 amino acids)
Biological process (GO): regulation of DNA-templated transcription; steroid hormone receptor signaling pathway
Cellular component (GO): nucleus
Molecular function (GO): sequence-specific DNA binding; DNA-binding transcription factor activity; steroid binding
Source: RefSeq, a predicted model, not a curated record